GAACAGCAAUAAAAGUGUCAAUCAUGUAAUCAAGAAAAAUUUAAAUCGUUAGCCAACAAAUGGGGGGAAUUUUUUCCCUCAGUCAUAAACGAGGGUCUCAUGGUAAUGAUAUAAUGUCAAAGCUCCAGGGAAUGAAAUGUAAAGGCCACGACAGCGUCACGUGCCAGCGACAGUCAAGAAUCCAACCUCGAUCCCAGGAUCUCUCUCCUGUCGCUUAAACGAGGUUGCAAAGGAUCUCGUUUUGACGUCCAAAUUUACCUGUCAACCUUCUGUCAAAAGAAAACCCCAUUUACGAAUGAUUUAGCUUCAUAACAUAAAUUUCUUUACUUAUCAGUCGCUGCAAUGUAUUUAAAAACUGAUAAGUCGGUAUUUCAAUCAUCGACCGCUCGAGGGAGAUUGCAUAACUUUGACAUAGGAUAUCUUUUACGCUUAUUAAAACUAAAGCAAUUCUUCACACGUUGGAGACCUCGUCAUUGCCACAGGGUGACAACAAGAGAAGCUUUGUCGCUACAACUUUGUUCAGUAGUUGACUGUGUUGACAAAAGUUCAUGGCAAUGUCUUGUAAAGUGCUUCUCGGGUUUUUGCUGUUAACUGGGUUAUGCAUUUCCGUUACUGCUGUGGCGAGACGUUCAAGCCGAUUUCGUGCGGCUGUUGCUGCAGAAGCUCUCAAGAUCCCUGCUCCUAAGGUAACAGCAGAGAAAAUGAUGAAAUACUUCCUUCGCCGUGAAGGCAGUCUUGUCACUUCAAGAUCCAAGCGACAAGCUUCAAAUGGAGCAGCCAAUUCAACCAACAACGUCAUCUAUGUUAUCGACUCCUCGAACUCGAUUCGCGCAGAAAAUUUCAAGAAGGGACUCGAUGCCCUGGUUUAUCUCACAGAGAGAGCCGACCCCAAAACUCUCUACGCUGUCGUCAAUUUUGCCACGGAGGCCACUGUUCUAACUCCCAAGUUCAUUUCUUAUAACGAAACGAUAGCUCUAUUGCCGACUGUCAAACGAAAGGCCGGUCUCACAAAUACCCAGGAGGCAUUGCAGGUGUGCAAGGACAAGCUGUUUGGGAACUCGCGUUCUGGUUUCGAUCCAGAAGGCUAUAAAAACGUUCUGCUUGUCACGGAUGGCUUGUCCAACAUGGGAAAAGAUAUGACCCUGUUUAAAGCUUUCAGUUUGAAGAACGAUGGUGUUGAGAUAUUUGUGGUGGCUGUGGGCGGCUUUUCGUUUGGCAUUCAAGAGAUCAUUGGUCUAGCGUCUUCAACAGACAGGCAUAUUUUUCGCGUGAGGAAUUUUGACGGACUCAUUGAAGUUGCCCUUUUCAUUCCUGGCUGGAAAUAAAGACACCGGACACAAAACAAGUCUUAGACAACAGACCUUUAGCCAGGAGAAGAUCAGGAUGUUUUUUUCCACUGUAAUAAUUCCCAAACUAUUUUCUCGAGAGCAUCUAUAUGUCUUCAGAACUGAAAAGUCUGAAUUCUUCAGACUGUUAAUUCUUUUGGCAUCCCUUAUCAUCGUUUGUUUGCUUCUCCGUUUAAGAGCGGCAGCAUAGCAUAAUUUAUGACUGAUCAAUUUGAUUUUGAGCAGGAUUUAUUGAGAGAUCUAUCACCAGUGUAAAAAAAUUUAUGUCUACGUGGUCUUAAGCUCGAGAGAGGCAGAGGUUUGAAACACUCGUCUCCUCUGCUCGGCAUGUUCCUAGCGGAAUAACCUGAUAUCUAAACAGUUUUUGAACUAUGCACUCAAUAGCAACAUUUUCGUUUAGUUUUUAUUUUAAAUGAAUUACAAAGCAUUGAUAAAAGUAGGCAGAAUGUGAGUUUUGCUUUGACUAAGUCUUAUUUGUAAGUGACACUACUGAUUUCCACAGGUGUGGCUGAACGUUUGAUGCAUAACCAUUAAUUCUAUUUUUCAGAACUCUUCAAUUUUUCCCCUAAUUUAAUUUCUCCUAAAAAG
This is a messenger RNA of Orbicella faveolata, 1934 nucleotides long. Its product is annotated as matrilin-3-like. The record is from RefSeq and is a predicted model, not a curated record. Lineage: Eukaryota; Metazoa; Cnidaria; Anthozoa; Scleractinia; Merulinidae.